This is a messenger RNA of Bacidia gigantensis, 1134 nucleotides long. RefSeq lists its product as uncharacterized. The transcript has 2 exons. NCBI's taxonomy places the organism in Eukaryota, Fungi, Ascomycota, Lecanoromycetes, Lecanorales, Ramalinaceae. The record is from RefSeq and is a predicted model, not a curated record. The coding region runs from base 1 to 1134 and encodes 377 amino acids.
AUGGCAAACUUGAAUGGGUUUGCAAUCGCGGGGGAAGUUAUUGAGAAAUUGAGUGGAUUGACCUAUGAAGAAUAUCUUGAGGACCGAAUACUCAACCCCCUUAACCUCCAUCACACAUAUACGAAAAGCUACUCGCCUACAGCGGAAAAAUUUGCCAAACCAUAUGCAGCAUUGGACGAUACAUCUCUCUAUCCCUUGGAUCCUCCAACGAUAGAGGACGGUAAAAUUAUGGUCUCCGUACAAGGCGUCCAGAGCUCUGUCGAUGACUUGCUGACUUUCUCCUACUCUCUGAUAGAGGCGCGCAAAGGGGAGCCAUCACCGCUGGAAAAUGUCGCCAAGCAAUUCUCCGGUCAUAUUUUUCGAUCCGACUCAUCCUUAGAUAAGUCCUAUGGUCUGGGCCUGAUGCGCAAUCUCCUACCAGGUACUAUUGGCGGGGGCUGCAACGCAAUGUUUGCGAAAUUGCCUACCAUUACUCCCAGCGGCGACUCUCGACUAGUGGUGUCCCAUGGUGGAAGUCAAGCUGGCUAUACGUCAUUUGUCACAAUGCUCCCUGAUGCAGAUGUCAGUUUCGUGGUUCUGGUCAACUCCGUCGGUCUUUCAGACCCAGCUGGCUGGGUCAACGAGCUACUCCUUGAGACCAUUCUUGAUAGUCCAGACCCUAGCGAUUUCGUACAGCUUGCUAAAGAUGCUGUUAAGAAUCACAUUUCCAAAUUUCCAGCGAUGGAGAAAGAUUUGGAGGAAAGUCGCGUAUCAAACAGGCCGUCAAAGCCUUUGAAGUCUUACGUUGGCAAAUUCUGGAUCUAUGAACAUGACUUUCUGGUCGAGAUCAGGCUCAAAGAUCCACAGAUCCUCCAAGUCGACUUCCAAGGGUUGGAUUCCCAGCUCUGGGAAAUGAGGCACUAUCAGGAUGACACAUUUUUGUGGCUAACAUCAAGAGAUGAACAAGCUAAACGUGGGAGAUUCACAUACUCUCCGUCAAGUGUUUACAAAAUCAUAUUUAGUGUGAAUGGAGAGGGUUCUAUUACUGGCCUAUCAUGGCCACAUGAUCCAGGUCUCUCUGUGGAGGAGCAGUGGUUCGAAAGGGGUGAAUUUCGGCAAAACGACGCAGAAACAAAGCUUGGCAAGCAACGGUAA